CUCCCGAGAGUUGUUGGCAAUUCAGCUGCGAAAGGGAAAGCGGGCGCGCCCGCUGCUGCCCGCGCGGUUUCCCGCCGCGCCCGCGUCCCCGGCGGCGGGCGGGCUCCGAGGCGCCCGGGCCGUGGCGGCGGCGGCGGCGGCGCGAGCGGCGCCCUCGGGGCCGGUGAAUCAUCCCGGCAGACACCGAGAGCCGCGGCAGCAGAGAGCGCCGAAACAUGGCUGAAGCGGCCACGGGCUUUCUGGAGCAGCUCAAGUCCUGCAUAGUUUGGUCUUGGACUUAUCUCUGGACUGUGUGGUUCUUCAUCGUGCUCUUCCUGGUCUACAUCCUGAGGGUGCCCUUGAAGAUCAACGACAAUCUGAGCACAGUGAGCAUGUUUUUGAACACGUUAACCCCGAAGUUCUAUGUGGCUCUGACAGGCACUUCCUCAUUAAUAUCAGGGCUUAUUUUGAUAUUUGAAUGGUGGUAUUUUCGCAAGUAUGGAACAUCGUUCAUUGAACAAGUCUCAGUAAGCCACUUGCGCCCCCUUCUGGGAGGGGUUGACAACAACUCCUCCAACAAUUCUAACUCCAGUAACGGGGACUCAGAUUCCAACAGGCAAAGUGUCUCAGAAUGCAAAGUAUGGCGCAAUCCACUAAAUUUAUUUAGGGGUGCUGAAUAUAAUCGGUACACGUGGGUGACAGGACGAGAACCUCUGACCUACUAUGACAUGAAUCUCUCUGCCCAGGACCACCAAACAUUCUUCACCUGUGACUCCGACCACCUCCGCCCUGCGGAUGCGAUAAUGCAGAAAGCCUGGAGAGAAAGAAAUCCUCAAGCUAGGAUUUCUGCAGCUCAUGAAGCCUUGGAAAUAAAUGAAAUUCGGUCCAGAGUUGAAGUUCCCCUAAUUGCUUCCUCUACCAUCUGGGAGAUAAAAUUAUUGCCAAAGUGUGCAACUGCUUAUAUUCUUUUGGCUGAAGAGGAAGCAACCACCAUUGCUGAAGCAGAAAAACUGUUUAAGCAGGCUCUGAAGGCUGGAGACGGCUGUUACCGGCGUUCUCAACAGUUACAGCAUCAUGGAUCUCAGUAUGAAGCCCAACAUAGGCGAGACACCAAUGUCUUGGUCUACAUCAAAAGAAGGCUAGCAAUGUGUGCCAGAAGACUCGGGAGGACCAGGGAAGCAGUGAAAAUGAUGAGAGAUUUAAUGAAGGAGUUCCCUUUGCUAAGCAUGUUCAAUAUCCACGAAAACCUUUUAGAAGCACUUCUGGAACUGCAAGCAUACGCUGAUGUCCAGGCAGUUUUGGCAAAGUAUGAUGAUAUAAGCUUACCAAAGUCGGCAACAAUAUGCUACACAGCUGCCUUGCUCAAAGCAAGAGCUGUCUCUGACAAAUUCUCUCCCGAGGCCGCAUCGCGGCGGGGCCUGAGCACGGCUGAGAUGAAUGCAGUAGAGGCCAUCCACAGAGCUGUGGAGUUCAACCCUCACGUGCCAAAGUACCUACUAGAAAUGAAAAGCUUAAUCCUGCCCCCUGAGCAUAUCCUGAAGCGGGGAGACAGUGAAGCAAUAGCAUACGCAUUCUUUCAUUUGGCCCACUGGAAAAGGGUGGAAGGGGCUUUGAAUUUGCUGCAUUGUACGUGGGAAGGCACUUUUCGGAUGAUCCCUUACCCCUUGGAAAAGGGGCACCUGUUUUACCCUUACCCCAUCUGCACAGAAACAGCAGACCGAGAGCUGCUGCCGUCUUUCCAUGAAGUCUCAGUUUACCCAAAGAAGGAGCUCCCCUUCUUCAUUCUCUUCACUGCUGGAUUGUGUUCCUUCACAGCCAUGCUGGCUCUCCUGACACAUCAGUUCCCGGAACUCAUGGGAGUCUUCGCAAAGGCCAUGAUUGACAUUUUCUGCUCGGCAGAGUUCAGGGACUGGAAUUGCAAGAGUGUUUUCAUGCAUGUUGAAGAUGAACUGGGAAUUCCACCGGCUCCUCAGUCUCCACAUUUCCAAAAUUGAGCUCAUCAUCCUUGCCCCCUCUCCGCCCCCAACCAGCACCCAAGCUGCUCCUCCUCAGGUUUCCUGACUUCUACCAGUGGCCCUGCCAUCUCUUCAGUUACUCAAGCCAGCAUCUCAGCAGCCCUCCCUCGUUUCCUGCCUCCCAUCCCUCUUGGCCUUCGCAGUCUGUCGGUUCUAACCUUCUAGCAGCCAGGCGUUCUGCCAGUGUGAUUUGCCUCUUCCUUUUCUCCAUGUCUCACCACAGCAGCUCUCUUAAGCUAGGUCCUUGUUGUUCCUUUUAUAGGCUCCUGCAAUGGGCUGAACUGCUCUCCCAGCUCCUAGUCUUACUCUUUGCCAAUCUUUCUCCUCCAUACUGACAGAAGAAUGGCCUUUCUAUAUUGAAAAUCUAAGCACGUCACUUCCCUGCUUGAAUAUCUCCAAUGGUUUCCUACCCAUUUCAGGACAAAGUGCAGAUGGUUAGCACGGCAUCCAGAGCCUUUGACCGUCUGCUCUUGCUAGCCUCUUCUGCCUCCUCUGUC
This is a messenger RNA of Ochotona princeps (American pika), 2491 nucleotides long. It is a transcript of the gene ST7, whose product is annotated as suppression of tumorigenicity 7. NCBI's taxonomy places the organism in Eukaryota, Metazoa, Chordata, Mammalia, Lagomorpha, Ochotonidae. The record is from RefSeq and is a predicted model, not a curated record. The transcript has 16 exons. The coding region runs from base 216 to 1973 and encodes 585 amino acids.